Messenger RNA from Cavia porcellus (domestic guinea pig), 2098 nucleotides. It is a transcript of the gene Spata3, whose product is annotated as spermatogenesis associated 3. Bases 103 to 687 code for a protein of 194 amino acids. The record is from RefSeq and is a predicted model, not a curated record. The transcript is spliced from 4 exons. Lineage: Eukaryota; Metazoa; Chordata; Mammalia; Rodentia; Caviidae.
GGGACCCGGGUCAAGGCAGAGGCCAGAGCCAGGGCCCCGCUGGGAGGGAGCCUGGGACCAGGCAUCUCCAUGGGGGCCCAUAUUUAAUCGGGUGGCCCCACCAUGAAGAAGGUCAAGAAGAAAAAGGCCAAGGCAGAGGCCCGGCACCGCCGGGAGUCCCUGUCCCAGCAGACUAGUUCAGACUCGAGCACACAGCCCAGCUCCGAGGUCACGCAGCCCAGCUCUGAAUCCAGCACACCCAGCCAGCCACAAUCAGGCCAGCCUCCCAGCACCCAGCAGCCGAGCCCCAAGCCCAGCCCACCGCAGCAGGAAACCCAGCCUCUCCCAGCGCCGGAGGUCCGCCUCUCCACUGCGAGCCUUUCCAGCCCCAGCCCCGGCCCCAAUGUGGCCUCUUCGCCCAGGAAAGCAGGACCUGUGAUCUCCGUUGCCCUGCAGCCCUGCUCCUGGGCCGCCUGCCCAGGCAGCUCCACUUGCUGGCGGCGUCUGGGGCUUUGCCACAACCGUAUCUUCGAUGUCCUCCUGCCUCGGGACUGGCAGGUCGUGCCAGGGAGAGGACUCCCCAGCCUGCUCACCUUCUACAGAAAAUCUCCCAGAAAACACUGCACUUCUCGUAACUCACGUACUGCCAGCCCUCGGAACUGUUGCUGUGGCCCUGGGGGCCCUGGGGGUUGCCUACUACAUCACUGAAGCCUGGUGAGGAAGCCCAGACUCACACCCAGCAGGUUUCUCUCUGCUCUGCAAAGGUGACCCAAGGAUCGGGCCAAAGAGAACAACAGCAAACCACACAGGAGGUCCUGCCUGAGGCUGGAGGAGACCAGCCGGCCUCCUAGGUGACAGGGCCUCAGAGAGCGCCUGCAGGUUUCCCGGGGUAACUAAGGCAGGAUGACACUCCUCGCCUCUGCCUGUGUUUCACCCCCUGUUACCUUGGGACUCUGGGACAAAGCCCUGCUCGGCUCCACAGGAAGUCAUACUAAUCACACAGGGAGCAGCUGUAUCACCCUAAAUUUACCAGACUGGUUUCAUCCCUAUUCAAGAGCCAGGACCCUCAGUAUUUGCAAAGACAUCUAGUGGCCAGCUCUUACAAUGCCCAUCCCAGAUGUCCCAGGGAUGGACAUCUCCACUCCUUGCCCCAAAGCUGCAAGCCCCUGGGAUUCCAGAAAACCAGAGCCUCACAGACCACCCCACAAUGAGGUCACCCCCAAGCAGGGGUUAUUACCCCAUGACAGGAAGUGACAUCAGCUCAGCGGUUGAACUGCUCUCCCAUAGAGAUGAUUGCUCCCCAGGCCCUCAGAGAACACCCAUCAGCCAGACUAGAACUAACCAGAUCAUCAGGGCUGCCUAGCACCCCUUCUUUCCCUUCCCCUGUGUGAGCCCAAAGUUUCAGGCCCUGAAAGACAGCUCUUGAACAACCUUAUCUGUGCUUCCCAGCAUGGCAGUAUGGGGGACUCACACUGUACCCCCACCCUGGCCCUUUGCCGAAAGCUCUGGGCACAUCCAUCCAGCUGCCCAGCAGGUCAGAGCCCCGAGCACAGCAGAGCUGGGAAGCCAGGGCUUGGCAUGGAACCGGGCGAGUUUCCCUCUUGCACUGCAGCUCCUUGGAAACCAGGGAGAAGGAUACCCCUCAGUCCAGCAGCCCCAGCUCUUGGCAAAGGCAGCUCCUUCUCCUUGGGCAGAGGGGGAGGGGGCCUUUCUCUUCCUUCUCCCAGGAAGCAGCAGACCCAGAAAGACCUUAUUCAGGAGCCCGCUAUUGAAAGCUUCCUGAAAAUGCAAAUUUCUCCCAAGUGGAGCCUUCUUUUCAAACACUGUCAAGUCCCCGGUUCCCACCUUCCCACUAGGAGCUGAGCAGGAUUCAGUCCACACCCCAAGAAUGCUGGCCUGAAAGGACAGUAGGUGCCAAGGUCCGCUGGACAGUGACACGGCACAGGUGGCAGCUGAAGGCUCCAUCCUCUGGCGUCUCCCUGUGCUGCCCUCGCCCUGGCCUGCACCUCCCUGUGUGCGCUGCCCCCCUGCAGGGCCAUGUUCAUCAGGGUGUCCAGGAACAAGGCAGGAUUGUUGCCACUGGCCAGAACGCCAGCUGGGGCCUGGAUGAGCCCCUGAC